Molossus molossus (Pallas's mastiff bat) is the source of this 207-nucleotide messenger RNA. RefSeq names its product secretoglobin family 3A member 2-like. Bases 1 to 207 code for a protein of 68 amino acids. Lineage: Eukaryota; Metazoa; Chordata; Mammalia; Chiroptera; Molossidae. The transcript has 3 exons. The record is from RefSeq and is a predicted model, not a curated record.
AUGAAGCUGGUCACUGUAUUCCUGCUGGUGGCCAUUGGCCUUUGCAGUUACUCCAAUGCUCUCUCCCUCCUGAGUCCAUUGAAGCCUCUUCUGGACGGUCUGGGCAUUUCUGUUGAGCACCUUGUGACAGGGCUAGGGAUGUGUGUGAAUGAGCUUGGCCCAGAGGCCUCUGAGGCCGUGAAGACACUGCUGGGGGCCCUUUCAUGA